AUGAAGAAGAACUUUAAGAAUCUAGAUUUUGUACCCACGAUUAGUGAUAGUGAAGAUGAUAUUCCUGAUUUAGAUGACAAUUCUGAUGUUGAAUCAUCAGCUCCAGUUGAAGUAAAGAAAAAUGUAUCCUCCAAGAAGCAAAAGAAACAGAAGAAGGGCAAAAAGGGUAAUUCUAAUCAAUUGAACGCGCACGGUGAAGACGAAGUUCAUGAAGAUUUGAAUGAAGACUUCAAUUUUAAUUUGGAUGAUGAUGACGAAUUUAGUAAAGCUUCUGGAUUUCAAGGAUGGGACUUCGAUGGAAAUGAUAAGAGUAAGAAUGAUGACGUUAAAAAAGAUGUCGAUUUGGAAAAGAUUAUUAGAAGAAAAGGUGGGUUAAUUAAGAUGGCCCACAUUGAAGGUGAAGAUGAUGACCAAGACGAAGAAUCUGAAGACGAUCAAGAACAAGACGAAGAUGAACUUGCUCUAGACGGAUUCGGCAUGGGAGCCAAGGAUGAAAAAGAAGAAGAUGGAGGUGAAGAACAAGAACAAGAUAACUCUGAAGAUGAACAAGAAGAACUAACUGCAAUUGGAAAUUCUGACGAUGAUGAAGAAGAAAAUGAAGAAGAUUCGGGAGAAGCCAUCGAAAAAUUCUAUGCUCCAGCAAGUGAAGGUGAUGAUGCAAAGAAACAAACAUAUGCAAAUUUCAAUAGUCUAUCAUUAUCACGUCCGGUCUUAAAAGGUUUAGCCACUCUUGGUUACACCAAACCCUCUCCUAUUCAAAGUGCUACUAUUCCGGUGGCUUUAUCAGGUAAAGAUAUUAUCGCAGGUGCUGUGACAGGGUCUGGUAAAACUGCCGCGUUCAUGAUUCCAGUUAUUGAACGUCUACUAUUUAAAUCUGCCAAAAUAGCAGCUACUAGAGUCAUCGUGUUAACUCCUACACGUGAAUUGGCUAUACAAAUUUCUGAUGUCGGGAAGAAGAUUGGGAAGUUCAUUAAUGGGAUAACAUUUGGUUUAGCAGUUGGUGGUUUGAACUUAAGACAACAAGAACAAGAACUAAAGGCUAGACCUGAUAUUGUUAUUGCUACGCCAGGUAGAUUUAUUGAUCAUAUUAGAAAUUCGGCCAGUUUUAACGUUGAUUCGGUGGAAAUUUUGGUCAUUGAUGAAGCUGAUAGAAUGUUAGAAGAAGGUUUCCAAGAAGAGCUAAAUGAAAUUAUGCAAUUAUUACCAAAUAAGAGACAAACGUUACUUUUCUCCGCCACAAUGAACUCUAAAAUUAAACAGUUAGUAAGUCUUUCUUUAAGGAAACCAGUGAGAAUUAUGAUCGACCCUCCAAAGCAAGCUGCAUCCAGAUUAACACAAGAAUUUGUUCGUAUUCGUGCGAGAGAUCAUUUGAAACCUGCAUUGUUAUUCAAUCUAAUCAAGAAACUGGAUGGAUAUGGACAAAAGAGAAUGGUUGUUUUCGUCUCUAGAAAGGAAAUGGCACAUAGACUAAGAAUUAUUCUUGGUUUGUUAGGUAUGAAUGUUGCUGAAUUGCAUGGUUCGCUAUCGCAAGAACAACGUUUAGAAUCUGUGACUAAAUUUAAGAGUUUGGAAAUACCUGUAUUGAUCUGUACCGAUCUGGCAUCUAGAGGUUUGGAUAUUCCAAAAAUUGAGGUAGUUAUCAACUAUGAUAUGCCAAAGAGUUAUGAAAUUUAUUUGCAUAGAGUUGGUCGUACGGCAAGAGCAGGAAGGGAAGGUCGAUCAGUCUCAUUUGUUGGUGAAACUUCUAAUGAAAGAAGUAUAGUAAGGGAUGCUAUCAAGAGCGUGGAGGAGGUUUCAAAGAUAAAGAGUGAUGGUAGUAGAGCUCUCGGUAGGCAAGUAAAUUGGAAUCAAGUGGAAGAGACAAAUAAGUUGGUUGAAAAAAUGUCAGAUACCAUUGAAGAUGUUCUCGUGGAAGAAAAACAAGAAAAAGAAAUUUUAAGAGCUGAGAUGCAAUUAAAGAAGGGUGAAAACAUGUUGAAGCAUAAACAGGAAAUCCAAUCGAGACCUAGAAGAACCUGGUUCCAAACUGAAGCAGAAAAGAAGAAUGCAAAGAUAUUUGGUGCUCUUGCUAAAAAUAAAAAAGAGGUUAAUAGUAAGAAGAGAAAAAGGCAAGAAGCUCUAGAAGAGUCAUCAGGUGCCCGUUCCUAUAAGAAAACGCAGAAGGAUCGUACAACUGAACAAGAAAAGGCUUAUAAAAAGCAAAGAGGUAAUCCAGGAAAGAAAAAUAGUAAGAAGGGCAAAAAAUAG
Messenger RNA from Naumovozyma castellii, 2247 nucleotides. RefSeq names its product putative ATP-dependent RNA helicase (gene DRS1). The record is from RefSeq and is a predicted model, not a curated record. The transcript has a single exon. Lineage: Eukaryota; Fungi; Ascomycota; Saccharomycetes; Saccharomycetales; Saccharomycetaceae. The coding region runs from base 1 to 2247 and encodes 748 amino acids.